This is a messenger RNA of Sparassis crispa, 1740 nucleotides long. RefSeq lists its product as hypothetical. Gene Ontology annotation, biological process: triglyceride biosynthetic process. The transcript has 10 exons. NCBI's taxonomy places the organism in Eukaryota, Fungi, Basidiomycota, Agaricomycetes, Polyporales, Sparassidaceae. Gene Ontology annotation, molecular function: diacylglycerol O-acyltransferase activity; long-chain-alcohol O-fatty-acyltransferase activity. The record is from RefSeq and is a predicted model, not a curated record. The coding region runs from base 1 to 1740 and encodes 579 amino acids. Gene Ontology annotation, cellular component: plasma membrane.
AUGACUGUAAAGCUGGAGGACACAUGUGUUCAGGAAGAAACAGAAUCUGCUGGCACCAAGCUGGUAUCCAUAUGGCUCUGGCUGAAACAAGAACUUGCUGAGCGCAGCCAGACAAUUGGCGGGGUAGACAACAUGUGGAUACUUUUGACCGAUGCUACUGAAUUCAACCCGGUUUGUGCCGGUACGUUCACCUAUCGCGGAAAGCUUACAUUUGAGAUGGCCGAACAUGCAUCGAAUAUUCAAGCGAAGAAAUUUCCAAGGUAUAGACAAAGACUUACAUCUCUCGGCCGCAGGCUGCAUGGUGCACGUUUCGAGGAUGACCCUGACUUCGAUAUGCGCAAUCAUGUCGAGGUCGUGACGCUAUCUGAGCCUGCCGGGAAACGGGAGCUAGAGGAUCUUAUGGGGGAAUUCCUCGCCCGUGGUUGGGAUCUCAAACGACCUUUAUGGGAUAUGAUCUUGGUCGAAAAUUACCAUGACGAAGACGGAGCUGAAUCUGCCAUGAUUAUAAGAGGUCACCAUACUCUCGCAGAUGGUCAAGGUUUUGUCAUCAGCGAGCUCUACAUGAGCUCCUACCACGAUGAAUUGGUAGAACUGAUGACAAACGGCGCAAACCAGCUGCAUGCAGCGCGUCGCGGGCACCUGCGUCCUUCCAAGCUACAUCCUGCCUUGCGUUGCCUCGACCAGUUCACCAGCAACGUGGACGCUGCUCCCCUUCUCACGAUCUUCCUAGCUGCCCUUUUCUGGCUCAGCUUUGCCGUAUCUAUGGCAGUCUCGCUAUUUUGGAGCACCUACCAAACCGUGCACCAAGCCAUCCUCUUCCUCCUCACCUGCUGGCGUGUCGACAUGAUCACUGGAGAUCAACCUCGCCGUCGUACCCCCUUCCGAGAAUACUCGACGUCCCGUGUGUUCAGCAUCGACGACGUGAAGUUAUGCCAACAAGCAUUUUCGGGUCCACGACCUGGUAGUGCUGUCUCCGAAAGGGAGCGCGGCAAAUCAAAACACGUCACGCUGAAUGAUGUCUUGUGUUCCGUCAUGGCCGAUGUCCUCGGCAAGGAGAUCGCUGCAAAGCCCGUCCAGUCAGGGCGGUGGGGAUGGGUGAAACGACAGCUGAAGAAAAUUCUCCCGUCACCAGUUGGCAUCAUCAUACCCGUCAGCGUUCGGGAACCGGGGGACUGGUCCAUGCGCAACCUAGCCACAGCUUCAAUCACAUACCUAUAUCCAUUGCGCACGCUGUCUUCUGACAUAUCCACGAGGGAGCUCCACGCUCACAUACACGAGUGCCACAACGAGCUCGCUCUGCUCAAGCACAGUUCUGCGCCCAAAUUCUGGUAUCAUGUCCUCCAACUUACCGGCCAAGUGCCCUUUCCCGUGCGUAUCUUCCUUCAGUCGAAGUCGGUCAAGGGUCUGCGGCGGGUGUGGAGACGGCUUGUGACGAUUCCUGUCACUAGUAUGUUUCUGGAUACAUACGCUGCAGUGCUGACGAACGUCCCCGGUCCAGCGAAGAAUCGCGUCUCGAUGGAAGGCAUCGAGAUGAUCAGGUGGACGGCGCUUCCGCCCCAGGCGGGUAAAGGAACGUUGGGCAUUGGCAUCAUCUCCUAUGCUGGCGGCAUUUGCAUCUCCGUCGCGGCGGAUGCUGUCCCUUCAUCCCAAGGUGUCGCCAGGCGGAUCUGUAAGAGUUUCGAGGAACGCUUCGAGCUCUACGUGGAACGCGCGCGGCAAGUAGUAGAACAUCAAGACUGA